AUGCAAAUGAAGUGUAAGGAAACUAAACCAGGAACCGUCUGGUUCCAGCAGUUAUUAAGUCUGAUUUAUUUUGAGGAACAUCGCAAAGGUACUGGAAAACUGGAAACCAUGGAUCGAGUCCCCUUCUUCAAGUACAACUGUCAAAAAGUGGAUUUUGGGGAAAGACCAUCUCCUUGUCUCUUCUCUACCCACCUCUCAUACUACUUGGUUCCAAGUGGGCUGAAGAACAAAAAAGCCAAGAUUAUUUAUGUAUACAGAAACCCUAAGGAUGUUAUGUGCUCAUAUUUUCACUUUGCAAAGAAUGUGAUGUUAAAAUUUACAAGUACCUUUGAGGAAUUCAUGAAACAAUUUCUCAACAGAAGAGUGUUAGAAAGCCUUUGGUGUGACCACAUCAGAGGUUGGUAUGAGCACAAAAGCCUCUUCAACAUUCAGUUCCUGAUGUAUGAGGAGAUGAAGAAGGAUCUCAGAGGUUCUGUGUUAAAAAUCUGCAAGUUUCUGGGGAAAGAAGUGAGUGAGGAGGAUAUGGAUGCUGUUGUGAGACAGGUCACAUUUGAGAACAUGAAGUAUGACCCACUGGCAAAUUACGACAAUAUAAUAACCACAGAAUAUGGGAUGAAUGUAAAAGGUCAUUUCCUUCGCAAAGGUACCAUUGGAGACUGGAAAAAUCACAUGACUGUUGAGCAGAAUGAAAGGUUUGACAAGAUUUUCCAAAGGGAGAUGAAAGAUUUUCCCCUGAAGUUCAUCUGGGACGUGAAUGAAGAUUAG
Callorhinus ursinus (northern fur seal) is the source of this 765-nucleotide messenger RNA. The record is from RefSeq and is a predicted model, not a curated record. Lineage: Eukaryota; Metazoa; Chordata; Mammalia; Carnivora; Otariidae.